Propithecus coquereli (Coquerel's sifaka) is the source of this 5304-nucleotide messenger RNA. RefSeq names its product nidogen 1 (gene NID1). Gene Ontology annotation, biological process: cell-matrix adhesion. The transcript is spliced from 20 exons. The coding region runs from base 83 to 3829 and encodes 1248 amino acids. Gene Ontology annotation, molecular function: calcium ion binding. The record is from RefSeq and is a predicted model, not a curated record. NCBI's taxonomy places the organism in Eukaryota, Metazoa, Chordata, Mammalia, Primates, Indriidae.
AGCAGGGCGUCCGGUUACAUCUCCGCCUUCUUCAGCCUCCCGCCGCUGAGCCGCUUGGUUUGCGGGACAGCAGUUCGGGAACAUGUUGGCCGCGAGCAGCCGGAGCGGGGCUGCGUGGACGCGGGCGCUGCUGCUGCAGCUGCUGCUGGCGGGGCCCGGGGGCUGCCUGAGCCGCCAGGAGCUCUUCCCCUUUGGCCCCGGACAUGGGGACCUGGAGCUGGAGGCGGGAGACGACCGCGUCUCCCCUGCCCUGGAGCUGAGCUGGGCGCUGCGCUUCUACGACAAAUCCGACAUCAACUCCGUCUAUGUCACCACAAAUGGCAUCAUUGCCAUGAGUGAACCCCCGGCCAAAGAAUCCCAUCCUGGGCUCUUCCCACCAACCUUUGGCACAAUCGCGCCUUUCCUGGCGGACUUGGACACCACAGAUGGCCUCGGAAAGGUUUAUUAUCGAGAAGACUUAUCCCCCUCCGUCACUCGGCUGGCAGCAGAGUGUGUCCGGAGAGGGUUCCCGGAGGUCUCUUUCCAGCCCAGGAGUGUGGUGGUCGUCACUUGGGAGUCUAUGGCCCCCUACCAAGGGCCCAGCAGGGACCCUGCCCAGGAAGGCAAGAGAAACACGUUCCAGGCUGUUCUGGCCUCCUCUGAUUCCAGCUCCUAUGCCAUUUUCCUUUACCCUGAAGACGGUCUGCAGUUCCAUACGACGUUCUCAAAGAAGGACGAGAACCAGGUCCCUGCUGUGGUCGCGUUCAGUCAAGGUUUAGUGGGGAUCCUAUGGAAGAGCGAUGGCGCUUAUAACAUAUUUGCUAAUGACAGAGAAUCGAUUGAAAAUUUGGCCAAGAGCAGCAACUCCGGACAGCAGGGCGUCUGGGUGUUUGAGAUUGGGAGUCCGGUCACGGCCAGUGGCGUGGUGCCCGCGGAUGUGAACCUUGGACCUGACGACGGAGCAGUGUAUGACGAUGAGGAGGAUGAAGAUUAUGACCUGGCGACCACCCGUCUGGGCCUGGAGGAUGCGGGCACCACAUUUUUCCCCUACGGGAAUCCUAGAAGGGGAGAUGCCAACACAUACAACCACCCUGGUGUCCUCUCCCCACGCCAGGCGGCCACAGAGAGAUCCUCUGGAUCUCCCACUGAGAGGACCAGGUCUUUCCAGUUGCUUGCAGAGAAGUUUCCCCAGCAGCACGCACAGGUCAUAGAUGUGGACGAAGUUGAAGAAACAGGGGUUGUUUUCAGCUACAACACGGACUCCCGCCAGACGUGUGCCAACAACAGACACCAGUGCUCGGUGCACGCGGAGUGCAGGGACUUCGCCACGGGCUUCUGCUGCAGCUGCGUUGCUGGCUACACGGGCAACGGCAGGCAGUGUGUUGCGGAAGGUUCCCCCCAGCGAGUCAAUGGCAAAGUGAAAGGAAGGAUCUUUGUGGGGACCAGCCAGGUCCCCAUUGCAUUUGAGAACACUGACCUCCACUCUUACGUGGUCAUGAACCACGGACGCUCCUACACGGCCAUCAGCACCAUUCCCGAGACCCUCGGGUACUCUCUGCUUCCUCUGGCCCCGAUUGGAGGCAUCAUCGGAUGGAUGUUUGCGGUGGAGCAGGACGGAUUCAGGAAUGGGUUCAGCAUCACUGGGGGCGAGUUCACCCGCCAGGCCGAGGUGACCUUUGUGGGGCACCCGGGCAAGCUGGUCAUGAAGCAGCGGUUCAGCGGCAUUGACGAGCACGGGCACCUGACCAUCGACACGGAGCUGGAGGGCCGCGUGCCGCAGAUCCCGUUCGGCGCGUCCGUGCACAUCGAGCCCUACACGGAGCUGUACCACUACUCCAGCUCGGUGAUCACAUCGUCCUCCACCCGAGAGUACACGGUGACCGAGCCUGGGCGAGACGGGGCUGCUCCUUCACACACCUACACUUACCAGUGGCGCCAGACCAUCACCUUCCAAGAGUGCGUCCACGACGACUCCCGGCCGGCCCUGCCCAGCACCCAGCAGCUCUCGGUGGACAGCGUGUUUGUCCUGUACAACCAGGAGGAGAGGAUCUUGCGCUAUGCUCUGAGCAACUCCAUCGGGCCUGUGAGGGACGGCUCUCCCGAUGCCCUUCAGAACCCCUGCUACAUCGGCAAUCAUGGAUGUGACAGCAACGCGGCCUGUCGCCCCGGUCCUGGGACACAGUUCACCUGCGAGUGCUCCAUUGGCUUCCGAGGAGAUGGGCGGGCCUGCUACGAUAUCGACGAAUGCUCAGAACAGCCCUCGGUGUGUGGGAGCCACGCAAUCUGCAAUAAUCACCCAGGCACCUUCCGCUGUGAGUGCGUGGAGGGCUACCGGUUUUCGGACGAGGGAACGUGUGUAGCUGUGGUGGACCAGCGCCCCAUCAACUACUGCACCACUGGCCUGCAUGACUGCGACAUCCCCCAGCGGGCCCAGUGUGUCUACACAGGAGGCUCCUCCUACACCUGCUCCUGUUUGCCGGGCUUCUCCGGGGAUGGCCGAGCCUGCCAAGAUGUGGAUGAAUGCCAGACAAGCCGAUGUCACCCCGACGCCUUCUGCUACAACACUCCUGGCUCCUUCACCUGCCAGUGCAAACCCGGUUACCAGGGAGAUGGCUUCCGUUGCGUGCCUGGAGAGGUGGAGAAAACCCGGUGCCAGCUGGAGCAAGAACACAUUCUCGGGGCAGCGGGGCUGGUGGACCCACAGCAGCCCAGGCCACCGGGGCUGUUUGUCCCCGAGUGUGAUGAGCAUGGACACUAUGUGCCCACUCAGUGCCACGGCAGCACCGGCUACUGUUGGUGUGUGGAUCGUGACGGUCGUGAGGUGGAGGGCACGAGGACCAGACCCGGGAUGAGGCCCCCGUGUCUGAGCACAGUGGCUCCCCCUAUUCACCAGGGACCCUCAGUGCCUACCGCGGUGAUCCCCCUGCCCCCGGGGACCCACUUACUGUUUGCCCAGACUGGGAAGAUUGAGCGCCUCCCCCUGGAGGGAAGCAACAUGAAGAAGACGGAAGCCAAGGCCUUCCUCCACGUUCCGGCUAAAGUCAUCAUUGGACUAGCGUUCGACUGUGUGGACAAGAUGGUUUACUGGACAGACAUCAGCGAGCCUUCCAUUGGAAGAGCCAGUCUGCAUGGCGGAGAGCCAACCACCAUCGUUCGACAAGAUCUUGGAAGUCCAGAAGGCAUCGCACUUGACCACCUCGGCCGCAACAUCUUCUGGACGGAUUCCCACCUGGAUCGAAUAGAAGUCGCAAAGCUGGACGGCAGCCUGCGCCGGGUGCUCUUUGAGACGGACUUGGUGAAUCCCAGAGGCAUCGUCACGGACUCCAUGAGAGGCAACCUUUAUUGGACAGACUGGAACAGAGAUAACCCCAAAAUCGAGACUUCCUACAUGGACGGCACGAACCGGAGGAUCCUGGUGCAGGACGACCUGGGCUUGCCCAACGGGCUGACCUUCGACGCCUUCUCAUCUCAGCUCUGCUGGGUGGAUGCAGGCACCAACCGGGCCGAAUGCCUGAACCCCAGUCAGCCUGGCAGACGCAAGGUUCUCGAAGGACUCCAGUACCCUUUUGCUGUGACGAGCUACGGGAAGAAUCUGUACUACACAGACUGGAAGACGAAUUCCGUGGUUGCUGUCGAUCUCGCUAUUUCCAAAGAGAUGGAUACCUUCCACCCCCACAAGCAGACCCGGCUAUAUGGCAUCACCACAGCCCUGUCUCAGUGUCCUCAAGGUCACAACUACUGCUCAGUGAACAAUGGUGGCUGCACCCACCUCUGCUUGGCCACCCCAGGGAGCAGGACCUGCCGUUGCCCUGACAACACCCUAGGAGUUGAUUGUAUUGAACGGAAAUGAAGACAAGAGUGGCUCAUUCCCUUUCCAAGUAUUUCACAGCAAUACCCUACUUGAAACUACUUGGUCUAGACUGAAAAUUGUCCUCUGGCUGAGUGGCCACUAGGUCCAAGUCUAGCCCAGCCUGAGCCCCAACAACCUUUCCCUCACUGUUCCCCAAUAUGUGCACCCUGGACUUCUGGGAUGGAAAAGUCUCUACUCCUACAAUAGGACAGAACCGCCCCCCGCCAUCAGACAAGCUUAUUCAGCCCUGGGUGAGGAUUAUGUGCCCAUCUCAGUUCCCUGGACCUUUUCCCAAUCCUAGCCCCCCAGUGGUAAGCAGAACCUCCCAGUCUGAGUUGCCCCCUUCCCUGUGGCCUUACGAGCUCAGCCUCACUCUGAGGUACCCACCAUCCUGUCAGCUCCUUGACACACCAGCCAGGGCCUGGCCAGGCAAGGUUGGGAGUGAAGGAGGGUGUUAGCCCUCCUACAAUUUUUCUCUUGGUGCUCUGAUUUCCCUCUUUAUACUCCCAUUGUUUUACUCCUCAGUUCUUCAUCACCUUCAUCCUGUCCAAGAUCCCCAUUAUAUUGAUCAACUUCUGCCUUUUGAUCAAAACCUACCAUGUCCUAGGGAUAUGUAAGUAUUUGGUGGAUGAUAAUGAGCAGCCCCUACCAGAUAGGAUAUUUGUUUUUGAGCUGUAGGGUAUUGACAUUUGGUAGUCAAAGGCUUAAGUUAAAGGGGUGUCUAUUGGUAGGAAUUUCAAGGUAUAGAGUCAGAAACUUGAGUUUAGGGAAUCAUUAUGAUGUGCCUUAAGCUUUUCCAAAGAUUAUCAAAUUAUUCCUCUUUGCCCACAACACCUGCAUCCCAGCUUCUGGUCUUUGAUAUUAUGCUGGUCUUAAGCCCCACUGUUGGAACCAAUGUCCAGCUUCCUCAUAGAGACCAAUUUGAGACACCGGCUGGGGCUGAUACCAGGUGAUGAUCCACCAUAAUCCCUCACCUCCCCUCUGGCCUUCACUCCUGAGAACCAAUUUACAUUCAACCAUGAAUUCACUCCUCCUUUGUUUCUCCCUCUAUCUGUGCCCUUUUCUGGCUGUAUUCUCAUCUAAAGACACAAUCCAGAAAGACUGAAUUGAAUAUUUAUACUAAUGGUCCAGAUCCUAUUUAUUGUCCAUUGGUAGAAUUAAAAGGGACCAUCACAACAUUUCAUGUUUAUAUUUCUACAAUUUGUUUAGAAAACAUCUCCUCACCACGUCAGUAGCUAGUGUUAUCUUUUUAUCAACUGCUUCCCAGAGUCCUAAAACAAUAGAAAUUUUGGAUUGGAAGUUGAGCAAAAGGGCUUUGAGUCAGUAAAGGAUGGGGUAAGGGAGUAGAGAAGACUCAGUGAAAAGUAUCACAAAGAGCUUGAUCAAGAACAGGAAUGGAAAACCCAAGAGGAAGAGGUAGGGGAGGACAUUUAGGAACAACAAUAAUAGGCCGGGCGCGGUGGCUCACGCCUGUA